AUCGUGGUUCUCAUCUACCCUCAUCUUUCACUACAAACGCUAUAUAAAUUGCCAGAUUGUCUGCUCCGUGUGGUUCUUCAGAGCUUAAUUUUGCAUAAUACAAUCCAGUGUAGUGCCAAAAGAAUGAAGGCUUCUUAUUUGUUUUGGUUGUUAAUCUUGCUUGUUUUGAUUAAUGUUGCUUUGGGUAAGGAGUGUACCCACUCUCCUACUCAGCUUUCAUCACACACUCUUAGAUACGAGCUCUUAGCAUCAAACAAUGAGUCAUGGAGAGAGGAGAUGUUCUCACACUACCAUUUGAUUCCAACGGACGAGACGGCUUGGUCCAACUUGCAACCAAGAAAGAUGUCAAAAGGAGAACAGGAAUUUGAAUGGAUAACGACGUACCGGAAAUUGAAGAAUUCUGCUGGGUCCAAUUCAGCAGGGGAGUUCCUUAAGGAAGUAUCGUUGCAUGAUGUGAGAUUGGAUCCGAGUUCAGUUCAAUGGCGGGCGCAGCAGACAAACCUAGAAUACUUACUGUUGUUGGAUGUGGAUAGUUUGGUGUGGAGCUUUAGGAAAACGGCAGGUUUACCGACACAAGGAAAGGCAUAUGGUGGCUGGGAGGAGCCGACUUGCGAGCUCCGGGGUCACUUUGUAGGGCAUUAUUUGAGUGCGACUGCACAAAUGUGGGCAAGCACUCACAAUGAUAGUAUUGGAGAGAAAAUGUCUGCAUUAGUGACUGCUCUAGCCGCCUGUCAAGAGAAAAUGGGCACAGGAUAUCUUUCGGCUUUCCCAUCCGAGCAAUUUGAUCGUUUCGAAGCUAUCAAACCAGUCUGGGCUCCAUAUUACACCAUUGACAAGAUCAUGGCAGGUCUUCUGGAUCAAUAUACACUUGCUGGCAACAAGCAAACUUUGGCGAAUGUGAUCAUAAAUUACUCAAUAGAAAGACACUGGCUGUCACUCAAUGAAGAGACUGGUGGCAUGAAUGACGUCCUUUACCAGUUAUUCAGCAUGACGAACGAUACCAAGCAUCUGUUCUUGGCUCAUCUCUUUGAUAAACCUUGCUUUUUAGGAUUGCUUGCUGUGCAGGCCGACGACAUAGCUGGUUUUCAUGCGAACACUCAUAUCCCAGUUGUCGUUGGAGCCCAGAUGCGUUAUGAAGUUACUGGUGACCCGCUAUACAAGACAUUCUUCAUGGACAUUGUGAACUCCUCCCACAGCUAUGCAACAGGUGGCACAUCGCUCGGGGAAUUCUGGACGGACGCAAAGCGUUUAGCGACCACUCUUCGAGUGGAAAAUGAGGAAUCAUGCACCACAUAUAACAUGCUGAAGGUGAGUCGCAACUUGUUUAGAUGGACAAAAGAAGUUGCAUACGCAGAUUAUUAUGAGCGAGCAUUGACAAAUGGCGUGCUAAGUAUUCAGAGAGGGACUGAACCUGGUGUCAUGAUCUACAUGCUUCCUUUGGGUCAUGGGGUGUCCAAGGCCAGAAGCUUUCAUAAAUGGGGAACUCAGUUUGACUCCUUCUGGUGCUGCUAUGGGACAGGAAUUGAGUUGUUUUCGAAAUUGGGAGACUCUAUAUAUUUUGAAGAGCAAGGAGAAGUUCCCGGUCUUUACAUAAUUCAAUAUGUAUCGAGUUCACUCAACUGGAAAGCAGGGGGGACUGUGAUCAAUCAAAAAAUCGGUCCUCUGUCAUCGUGGGAUCCUUAUCUUCAAGCAACAAUUACUUUUUCGUUGAAGACAGCAGGGCAGUUGUCUACCCUGAAUUUCCGAAUACCGACUUGGAUGUCUUCAGCUGGUGCCAAAGCAGAAUUAAAUGGAAAUAGUUUGGAUCUACCAGCUCCAGGUAAUUUUCUCGUCACGAAGGGAAAAUGGAGCCCCAGUGACAAGCUGACCCUUCAGUUUCCCCCCCGUCUGUGGACAGAGGCUAUCAAAGAUGACCGAUCCGAGUAUGCUUCCGUUCACGCGAUACUCUAUGGGCCUUAUCUUCUUGCGGGGCUGACGAGCGGAGACUGGGAAAUCAAAGCUGAGCCAGAUGCUCCUCUGUCCGAUUGGAUAACUCCCAUUCCGGAUUCUUACAGUUCUCAGCUGCUCUCUCUUUCGCAAGAAUCAGGUGAUUUGUCAUAUUUCCUGACCAACACGAACCAAUCCAUCACAAUGGAGAAGUCUCCUGAGCCAGGCACUGAUUCGGCAGUCCACGCCACCUUCAGACUCGUCUCCAAAGAAUCCACCGCUUUAGGAAUCAGGUCACGAGGGGGCAUGAUCGGGAAAUCGGUCAUGCUCGAACCAUUCGACCUUCCCGGAAUGGUGGUAGUGGAAAAAGGGAAAGAUAAGGGCCUUGCAGUUGAGGGAUCAAGCGAGGGCAGCUUGUCCCUCUUCCGUGUGGUUGCAGGACUGGACGGGAAGGCCGAGACUGUGUCCUUGGAGUCGGAAAGCCAUGAAGGUUGCUACAUAUACACGGGGUUGAAUUACGACGAGGGUUCCAGCGUGAAGCUGGGUUGCGUCUCGGAUUCCUCAGACAGUAAGUUCAACGAAGCGAGCAGCUUUACGGUGGGAGACGCCCUAAGCUUUUACCAUCCUAUGAGCUUCGUGGCGAGGGGCGAAAAGCGGAGCUUCCUUUUGGUGCCGUUGAUGAGCUUGAGAGAUGAAUCGUACACCGUUUAUUUCGACAUCCAGUCUUGAAAGAUUGGUUUGUAUAGAAGUACCUCAGAAUAAACAGAAGAAUGCUUGGUUAGGAUUUUCAGAUCAGAAUGAUCAAACUGCAGUUUAUGCAACCAAAAAAAGCAAGGUUAAUGUAA
Molecule: messenger RNA, 2771 nt
Organism: Eucalyptus grandis
Lineage: Eukaryota; Viridiplantae; Streptophyta; Magnoliopsida; Myrtales; Myrtaceae
Source: RefSeq, a predicted model, not a curated record